Hydatigera taeniaeformis is the source of this 573-nucleotide messenger RNA. Lineage: Eukaryota; Metazoa; Platyhelminthes; Cestoda; Cyclophyllidea; Taeniidae. The record is from the annotation of a GenBank genome assembly.
AUGGAGGAGAAUGAUCAAACACAAGCUGGUCCUCAUCUGUGUCGCAAGGGAUGUGGCUUUUAUGGAAGCCCAAACUUUGAUGGUUUUUGCUCAAAGUGUCAUCGAGAUAUGCAAGAGGCAAACAAGCACGGUAACUCAGUUCCUGGCGACUUUGGGGAAGGCAUUUUGAAGUCAGCCAACACCGUUGUGUUCAACCCUUAUGCAGCAUCGAAUUCAACAGAUUCUGUAAUGAAUCAGGGGACUGAGGCUGCUGAAAAGUGUUCUGUUUCUCCUCCAUUUAAAGACGCAUCGGAUGACUCAAACAAAGCCAGUCUCCCAGUGAAAUGCUCGACCGUCAAUACCGGUGAAACAGAAACUACCUCAGGUGCAAAUGAAUCAGCGGCGAAAACUCGUCCACGUUGUAUGGUGUGCAAUAAACGAGUUGGUUUUACAUGCCGGUGUGGCGGUUUGUACUGUACAGUUCAUCGAUAUUCUGAUUCGCAUGACUGUUCCUUUGACUACCGAGAAUCGGGUCAAGCAGACAUCCGCAAGGCGAACCCUCAAGUGAUUUGUUCAAAAAUUAACAAAAUAUAA